This is a messenger RNA of Fusarium oxysporum Fo47, 828 nucleotides long. Its product is annotated as P-loop containing nucleoside triphosphate hydrolase protein. The record is from RefSeq and is a predicted model, not a curated record. The coding region runs from base 1 to 828 and encodes 275 amino acids. The transcript is spliced from 2 exons. NCBI's taxonomy places the organism in Eukaryota, Fungi, Ascomycota, Sordariomycetes, Hypocreales, Nectriaceae.
AUGGCUUCGACGCCGACAGAAGAAUCCAAGCCCGCUGGUACAGUCUACACCCGUCGAUCAAUCUUUCCGGAAGGCGGAGAAGUUCGUCCCGUCAAGCCACUGGAAAGACCACCCAUUCUGUGUCUGGGCAGCCCCCGCACAGGUACUGCUUCGUUGAUGAAGGCCCUCGAGAUACUUGGGUUCCCCAACACGCACCAUGGAUGGGAUCUCUGCGAGCUCGACCAUUUACAAUGGCAGUGGCCAAUCCUGGACCAGGCCAACGACGCUACAUUCACAAGCCUCCCUACGUAUCGCGGGGCACCCUUCUCUCGAGAGCAAUGGGACCAGGUUUUUGGGCAGUACGACGCCGUUUCAGAUGUGGCGUCUUUCUAUGCUGAGUCUCUGAUCCCGGCGUAUCCUGAUGCCAAGGUGAUCCUCGUUGAGCGCCAUAUCGACGCUUGGUGUAAUAGCAUGCAGGCUGUUGUUAAGCCGAUAAUGAACCCCUGGAUGCGUUGGUUCGUUACAAAAGUCGGCGACUACGCAGGCUACCCAUGUGGCUCGGUGUCAUUCCGAACGCAGCAGGGCUGGACCAGAUCGGGAUGCCCCGAAGAUGUUGAGAAGAAUCUGAGAGCAGCAUAUAUAAGGCACUACGAAUACGUUCGCGCUAGUGUUCCGAGGGAACAGCUUCUUGACUUCAACCUGGCCGACGGUUGGGAACCGCUGUGCUUGUUUUUGGGAAAAGAUGUCCCUGAUGUAUCCUUUCCACAUAUUAAUGAGAAAAAGGAGUACACGGCUAGAAGUAAACGAUUGGGGGAUAAGAUCACAAAAAGCGCGGCCCGGCUAUUAUAG